AUGUUCCACGUCCACGAUUCUGCCGUCCGCGGCGUCGAGGGUGUGACGCUGCGAGAAACUGACCAGCGAACGCGGUUCUGGUGGUAUUACCCCGGCCUGCGCUCAUUGAAUCUCCUUUUGCUGGGUUGCAUCGUCUGCGAUAUGACCAACGGCUACGAUGGCUCCAUGCUCAAUGGCCUUCAAGUCAUUGACAGAUGGGGUGACGCGAUGGGCAACCCUAAAGGUACACGCCUGGGUACCAUCACCAGCGGCACCCGCUAUGGGCAACUUGGAGCGCUCCUUUUUGCAGCACCUAUGCUGCAGCGGCUAGGGCGCCGUGUGCCUAUCAUGAUAGGAUCUUGUAUCCUACUGGUUGGCAUUGCGCUGCAGGCUGCAGCGACUGGUUAUGAUAUGUUCGUUGUCUCGCGUGUACUCAUCGGCUUCGGAAACACAAUCCAGAAUAUGGCUUGUCCCAUCCUGGCUGCCGAGCUUGCACACCCCUUCCAGCGCACCCAAAUCAUCGGCAUCCAGAACACGACUGGGUCCCUAGGCCAGAUCAUGGCCGCUUGGAUCACCUAUGGCACGUCGUUCAUGAUGUCUUCGUGGUCCUGGCGCCUACCAUCACUCCUACAGGCCAUGUCAUCCGUCUUCCAGCUCGUUAUGAUGUUCGUCACCCCCGAGAGUCCACGCUGGCUUGUGCACAUGGGCCGGCGCGAGGAGGCAUACCGCAUCCUGGCCAAGUUCCAUGCGGAAGGAGAUGAGUCAUCACAGCUGCUGCAAUUCGAAAUGGCCGAGAUCGAGUCGGCUAUUGAGGCAGAGAAGGCACAAGCCCUGACAUCGUGGAUGGAGUGGUUCCGUACGUCAGCCAACCGAUACAGGCUAUUCAUAAUUGUCACCUCGGGCUUCAUAAUCCAGUGGUGCGGGAAUGCGCUCAUCACGUACUAUAUCCACCUUGUCUUUGAGUCGAUUGGUAUCACCAGCUCCAAGAAGCAGUUGCUAAUCAACGGCGGCAUGACCAUUAGCGGUUUCGUAUGGGGUAAUACAUGGUCCUUGCUGGUUGACAAGAUGGGACGGCGGCCUAUGUGGUUGAUUGGUUUAUCGGGUAUGUUUGUCGCCUUUUUGAUGAUCACAGUGUUCACUGGUGUGAACUCGAGCAUUGGAUACACCAACACGGCCCUCGGAAACGCUACCAUCUUCGCCAUAUUCCUAUUCGGCUUCUUCUAUAAGAUGCCCGGCUGCAUGGUUCCCUCUUAUGUCGCCGAGAUCGCCCCUUUCGAGCUCCGCGCCAAAGCGUUCGUUCUGAAUGGCUUUGCUGAUGCGGCGGCCAAUAUCUUCAGCAGCUACACCAACCCUGUUGGCCUAGGAGCCAUUGGAUGGAAGUACUAUAUCGUUUGGUGCUGUGUGUUGGUCAGCAACUUCACCAUCGUCUACUUUUUCUACCCAGAGACCAAGAACCUCACCCUCGAGGAGGUUGGACAGCUUUUCGACGGGGCUUCGAGCUCUACAGACGCUAAAAUGGUCAAUGACGAGACGGAAGAGAAGGAGGCCCGUGCCACUCAUAUCCCGGUGGUGACAACGGUUCAGUGA
Molecule: messenger RNA, 1566 nt
Organism: Penicillium atrosanguineum
Lineage: Eukaryota; Fungi; Ascomycota; Eurotiomycetes; Eurotiales; Aspergillaceae
Exons: 1
Coding region: 1-1566 (521 amino acids)
Biological process (GO): transmembrane transport; carbohydrate transport
Cellular component (GO): membrane
Molecular function (GO): carbohydrate:proton symporter activity
Source: RefSeq, a predicted model, not a curated record